Messenger RNA from Pocillopora meandrina, 11699 nucleotides. The record is from the annotation of a GenBank genome assembly. Lineage: Eukaryota; Metazoa; Cnidaria; Anthozoa; Scleractinia; Pocilloporidae.
CUUCGGCCAGGGUGGAAGUCUUUAAAAAACGUAAGAAACUUUUCCCCUCAACCGGGGAAUCUAGACUUCCUUGUAUUUGCAAUGCGUCGUAAAAAGUAGUGUUAGCAGGCUUCGACAACAACAUGUCAGAUACCCUAACAACCUCAACUUCUCGCGGUGGGUCUAGACGGAUGGUUAGUCCUGUAACGUUUAAAAAGGACAGAGAUACUGCGGAUGCACAAAUCAACCGAAGCUCACUGGAAAAUGGCCACGGCUUUAGCGACACAUUCACGAUUUCUACAGGUUCUUCAAUUUCUAUGCCUCGAAUUGACUCGUGUAUUCUAGGAAAGGAAACCCUGGAACAGAGGGAAAAGUUUACUGUAAGUAAAACCGGUAGAUCCUUCGAUAUAUUGCUAUUGAGGUCAGCUUUUAGGCUUAUGUCUGCGACCUGUCUCUUCACAGCUUUACAAGAUCGAAGUAAACAAUGGUCAAAAAAGUUGGAUAAUCUACAGACGUUAUGGAGACUUUGUUCUUUUGAAUAAAAAGGUGAUCAUUAGGAAUACUUAAGUUUAGAUACGGAUGAAAAACUUUCAAAGAGUUAUUGUACAUUGUAAAAUCUUCGAUUAUAUUUUGCAAAGCUAAGCGAAUAUUGCAGUGUGCGUUUUGAUCGAUAUAUAGCGUUUUCCAGUUAUUGAAAAAGAUUACGUAUUUUUUUCCUAUCUCAAUAAUAUAUAUAUUGAGAUAGGUAAAAAAACAAAGAGGCUGUACUCUCAUCCCUACAAGCCUGUUUCAUGAUUACUCACUCAUUUGGAGAUUUUAUUGUCAAGAAUAUUCAUAUAUAAUCGCGCUCUACUUCUACGUAUUGAGCUCUGACGGAAAAAUCAAAACACAGACUCCCUGUUCUUUAUAUAUAUAUAUAUAUAUAUAUAUAUAUACAUAUAUUUAUAUAUAUUCUUUUUUUUUUUAUUCAGUUACGCAGGCUUUUUCCAGAAUUUCGACUGCAUUUGCCUGGCAAACGUUUCUUCAAAGAUAACUUUGAUAAAGGUUGGUUAAUCUAAGUUAAAUCAAGUAAAACUACUUAACAUUCACUCGCUGUACAGGUUUGUAAACAAAUACUAAAUAUUUGUACAUCUUACUGUUCUAAAUUUUAAUGUAUCUUGAAACUUGCUGGGGUAGAUGUUCGAUUUAAAGGCCAUCUACUUCAUCGUGGAUGUUAAAAGUAAAUUUUCCUGGUAACUAUUAAGUUGGUUACACGUGACGUCUGUGUUACGUUGUUAUUACAACACUCGUGACAAACACGUUUAGAGCCAAAUUAUUAAUAAAAAUGUGACAAGGCAUCAUUUUCUGUAUUCAUUUAAUAUUCUUUAUUUCCCUGAGAAUUUCAUUAUAAUUACCAGUUAGUUGAUGAUGUAUGUAGCAAAAAAACCCCUCUACUGAAGUGUGUUGGAAAACUGAAGUUCAUGAGGUGAAUGCUCUGCUAUUGUGACUGAAACGUGUAAAAUUAGCAGUGUGAAACAUUUCCUUUGUAUGGUAUGGAAGUAGGAAGCAUCUCCUAUAACACCCUCCUAUCAUAUUUUAUGAUCUUAAAGGAAAGAUUGGACAAAAAUAUCAUGACAAGUAUCAUAAUGAUAGCUUUUAUUUUAAGAUGGUGUGUAACAAAUGUUAUUCUUGAUGCAAUUUUUUGUAGUAUGUAACAUAAGUACAGGUAAGAACAUGAUUUCAAGUACAACUUGGUGCUAUUAAGCACAAGUAAUUUUUUAAAGACAACAAAAUUGCAAGAGGCAUUAGGGCAAGUGGAAUUUGCGGUCUUUGAAAAAUUUAUAGCUGCUUAUUUACAACAAAUUGCACAAGAAAUCCUGUUGUACUUGUGUUACAUGAAAAAUGCACUCAUUUUUGUGCUAAUCAGAAGCGCAUAAUUUCUUCAUGUAUAUUUUUAUAAUGGUGAUAUUCCAAUACUUCACCAUAAUGAACAUGACUGAUAGUUUGUGGUUUGGAAUAAAUUUAUUUCUUUGGGAGAAAAUGUAUGUAUAAUCACCUGGUUUGGUCCAGUUCAUAAGUGUAAAUUCAUGAUCUAGGACAAAUUGGAUGGAUAUUUUUUUGUAAACCAGACACAAUGAGUUGUAUAGUCUAAAACUGAACAAAGGGAGGUUAUUUUCCCUUUCAAUUGUUAGAUAAUAAUAUAGAUACAUUUUAGGAGGGUCUCCAUGGGGGAAUGGCUAUUAUGGCUAAGGGUUCAAAUUUUGGCCAAUUUACAGCUAACUGUUAAUAUCUUUCCAUUGUAGUCACAAUAAUUUUUUUGCAGUUUAUGACUUAUUGUUAAAAUUUGUCAAUUUUAGGCCUAAUGUCUAAAUGUUUUGCCCUUUUACAGCUACCAUUUUACCCCAUUGAGAUGCUCUUUUAGGUGCCUCCUGGUUUGGAAAGCACGGGCAAAACUGUAAAGAAUACUUGUCCUGAUCUAAACUAAAUUUUAACUUAAGCUUGAGGCUGUUUUUUUAUUGCCAGCUAGGUAAAGUUUUACAGAGACAAGAAAGGGCAAAACAAAAAGACCCCUGUUGUAAAUUUGUAGCGAAAAAUUCUCUUUUAAAACCUAAUUGUGCUGAAGCCACUAUGUUUUGAUAUUCUACAGGCUUUAUUGACAAACGCCAAAGAGGUCUUGAAGUGUUCACAAACAAUUUGUUUGGCCAUCGAAAUCUUGUUCUCAGGUAUGUUGAAAAUAUGAUGUUUAUAAAGACAGGAAGUGGUGAGCUUGGUUGUUAAAUAGAGAGAGCAUUAUUUUGUAUUUUCAUGUGAAGUAUAAGGCACUUGAACUUAAAGUGUGGUCAAGCUUACUAAUGAAGCUCAGUGUUAGGCUGUCAGAUUGUUUAUCCAUGUAAAUUAGUUACAAGAAUUUGGAGUAAGAUUGAGAUAACAACUUUUACUUGAUAUGUUUGAAUAUUCUCAUUACCAGUCUGCUGGAUAAUGUAUGGAUAUUAUAGGGAGAAGUUACAUGUUAAUCACUUCCAGGAGUUAAAGGGUUAAAUUAGUUGGUCUGAGGUUUUAAUCUUCACAAGGAACUUGCUUUUGUUUUCCUAUACUUGGACAAAUAAAUAACAUUUCUCAUAGUGUAAUGUGUUUUAGAAAUUUUUAUUAUAACUUAAAUUUUUUCAUGUUAAUAGUAGCUUAGUGAUGUGUCAUACAGGGUCCCUCCCCACCGUUACAACCCAUUUGACUGUUGUCUGUGCCCGGGGAAUGGGAAUUUGAACUUUGCCUGGCCAUGGUAGGGAAUUUAAAUCAGAAGAUUUCAAGUCUGUACAAUGUUAUAUCUUUAAAAUAUGGAAUUGGCAAGGGUAAAUAGCUCACUUUCACAACAAUUUGAACAAACCAAUCUUCAAAGUUUAAAUUACAGUGGGUUGCUUGGGGGCAAUGUUGAAGCUAAUUUGCAUUGAUCAUCACAUAACAACUUAAACAGGGGAUUCCCAACACUUCUUUAUUAAUUUUACAUGGUUAAAUUUACUGUGUUCUUUAGUGAUCCAGUUCAGAGAUUCUACAGAUUGAAUAACCCUCCUCAACCCAGUGAGAGUCUUGAGGCUUGCCAGGUUUGUUCAUUUGAGUUUGUGUUGCUGUGACCUGCUUCUUUUUACUGAAUUAAUCAAAACUAUAACAAAAUUCUGGAACGUGAUUGAUUAUCAUGAGCCUGAUUUGAGUACCAAUAGGACGGCUAGUCCUAUUGGUACUCAAUUGGUACUAUGCUUGUAAUAGGACAGUUAACACAUUCUUGCCUGAGUAAGUGGACAGAACUUGUCUUACAUUUCACCAAGUUAACUAGGUUUUUUUAUGAAAACGUAUCAUCAAUGUCUAGAUCCUUUCUCAAAUUUUGUUAUAGUUUUGAUUAAUUGGUAACAGUGCUUCGUGUCCUCCAAUUUGGUCAUACUCGUGAUUGACAAAUCAGAGUCCCGCUUUGCUGUCAUCUGAUAUUGUUAAUCACCCCUAUGAUUACAGACCAAAUUGGACUCCACUCAGUCCUAUCAACAUUAUUAACCAAUUUUGUACUCGAAUAUAAGGUUGCUUUGGGUGAAUUUUGAUGAAAGAGAGAAUAUUGAAUUACAUUGCCUUUGUAAAUACAUGUUUUGAAUAGAAUGGAUAUUUAUGUCAGGAAAGGUUUUGUUUUUCUGCUAGAUUUUUAAUGAGUCAUAUCUAGUAUAGAUCUAGAUGUGUUUUACAUUAAGGUCUUGAAAUUGUGAGUGGCAUUAAUUGGCGACAGAAAACUGAAUGUCAAUCUAGUUAUUGUGAAUGUUAUUGAACCCAAAACAUUAUCACUGAAAAACUCCUCAUUUGAUUGUCACGAUCAGUUUUAUCAAGGCUGUAACAACAUAAGUCACUGCUCCAGGAAAUUGUGGAACUUUUAUCAGUGCAUGCAGUUAACAUUAUCCAAUACUUAACUGUUAAAAACAUUUUCUUUCUUCUACAGGACUAUUGUCAAUCCCUUGAACAUGCUCUGGCAGAUUUGCGUCAAAAGUUACGUAACCAGACUGCUGAACUUAAUUCCUUGAAAACAGAACUAUCCCAAGUGACUUAUUACAGGAAUGAAAAUCAGCAUCUCUGUGAACACCUACAGCAACAGCAGACUAAUGUUGAUCAACUCACUAAGGUUUAUUGUAGAUAAGUUGGUGAAAUACCAUAACUGCCAUAAUUAAGCUGAUCAGGCUCUGGGCUAGGGUUUUAAUAGAAAAUGCUGGAGGAAUGUUGCAACUUCUUCAAGUUUGUGGAAAAUGUUUGUGGUAGUUGUUCUUUAACAGGCUAGAGUUAUCAUGUAGCAGUUGUCUUAAUUCAAGAAGUGUUUUCCCGCCCUUUUUACUUCCCUUUUUUCUCACCAUCAGUUCAGUCAGUGUUAACUGUUGGAAUGAAGGCUCUACAAGGUUGGGUUGCAAUAUUUCCCAGUUAUGGGAUGUUAUUCUUUUUGGGGAAAUAUACCGGGACAAAAUGGAAGACCAUGGAUACCUCAGACAGCUACCCUUGUUUUGAGGGGGGCAGCUUGUUAGCAUGCAUGAACAGCCUGGACUAGAGAAAUUUAAUGUAAUUCAUGGACCAAAGAAGAUGCUCUGACUUAUCAGAUUGUUUAUAAACAGACUCACAAGAAGCAGUUUGAUUUUAUUGAUCAGCAUCAUGAACUUUAGAUAGACAUGUACUUAAUUAUGCAAUAAAAUUUGUUUUUAGUUAAUGGCAGGCUGUCCAAUAUUACUUUCUAGAGUCUACAAGAUCAACUGAACAUUGCUUUAGAGAAUGAAAGAAGAGCUAAGGAAGAGGUGGAAACCUUGAAGGAAGAGAUGAAAGCUGAACGCGCUUCUGUACAGGCUGCAAGGGUGAUCGAAAAACAAAAGAGAGAUGAAGGAAUUAAUAGGCAGAUGGACUUGUUUAAACAAUCACAGGAGGCUGUCAAUCAAAGAGUUGAUUCUCUUGUUCAUUCCUUGGAACAGCAAUCAAUAAUUGAAAUAAAAAUUGCUGGGGUGACACAAGGUAUGAUGAUGCUGUGUUCACGUCGCUAUCAUAAUGUCUCUUGAUUGAUAUACUCUUGUGAGAAAUGUAUGCAGUAUCCUCUAAUGAGCUAAUAAACUGGAAUGUAAGAAUUUGAUGAAAUUAUGAGUACAUUUUUCUUUCUUUUUUGUUUUGUGCAGAAAUGAAAACUGGUGAACGCACAGAAAACAAGGCAAUUCAGCUUAAGAAAGUAUGUAUGUAAUUAUAGUCUGUUCUCAUCACCUGUUUGUGGGAUAAUGGGCUGGAAUCACGAAGAGAAGUUAAUUGUUAAUCACUUGAGGGAAAUAUGGGUUAAUGAAUAGUAUGCUCCAAACCAUAGUAUCCUAGCCUCUGUCCUUUAAACACACAUAUGUAUAAAAUUGGAAUAUUGAUGUGUUUUAGAAAUGAUCUUUGUAUUGUGCUUUGUGGAGUAAUCUUUAAGUAUCAGCAACUAAGACAUUGCUGUUUAUUUAUAUUUCAUGGAUUGAAAUUGACCUACUUUCUAGAUGAGAUGGAUUUUAACAUUCCCUUGUUUUUUAUUACACUGACUAUCAUUUUCAGGCUCUUGAUGAAACUAGAACUCAACUUGACAAAAUUCACAGAAAUUCAUUAGAGGUAUAGUCAACUCUUUCUACACCCUUUGCUGAUAAAUUCAUUAAAGGAGUGAUUUAUUGGAUAAUCAAGGUUUUCACUGUUUUUAAGUCUUAAAAUUCUAUUGACCUUUUCUGUAAUCAUUUCAAUGGUUUCCACGACCUUUGGUUUCAAAAUGAAGUUAGAGAGACCUUGUAAUGAAGGCAUUUUGAUGUUGUUGUUCUUCUCUGACUCUUAUGAACCCCGUAAAUAUGCUGUGAACCGCUAAAAUGUUUAUUCCCCUUAGAGUGAAAAUUAUGCUCCCAAAGUGGAAAGUUUAUGACCUGGAAUUAGGGCAGGAAGCUGUACAAUAUCAAUUAUAAAACAAUUAUAGCAACAUCUUAUUAAUGUAAUAAGUAUGAACUUAAUAUUUUUGUGCAUGUCUGUAAUGAUAAAUCGGGUUUUGUUGGCAGUCCUGAAAGAAUAUAUUAUAUGAAUGAAUUGAUACUGUUUUCCUCCCUCAACAGAUGUAUCAGCAAGAAGUUGAAGACCUCAAGGUUGAGUUAUCCAGAGCAGAAUUUUUUGCAAAGGUACACUUACUAAUAAUAUCCAAAAUUGUAACUGACUUAAAUAACCAUCACUUGGAUCAAACUCCUCGUUUUCACAGGAAUUAAAACAAAACUCUCAACAAAACUUGAGGAAUUGAUAAGGAGUAUAGCUUGUGAUGGGCCAAUAUUCCUUGCAGAAAGAUUGAUUAUACUUCUGUUGGUAUCAUGUAAAUGAAACCAGGAUGUGCUCCAACAAAAAGAGACCAGAAGGCUUGUAAGGCCUUAAGUCUGCACUCAAGCUGAUUGGUCCAUCAAGGGGGAGCUUAUCAUGUUUUCUGUGAUGUAAGCAACCUGGAGUAUUGUCACUUGCCCAGGAUGUUAUGCUUGUCUGAUGGUUCUGCAGCACUAAUUCACACUGUGGAAAGAGGUACAUGUACAGUAAGGGUAACAUUUUGGCCCUAGUGGUGAAAAAGUUGGAUAAUCAUCUUUAUUUGACUGAAAUUACUCUUACUCCAUCAGGCUAAAACUCAAGAGGCAGAGUCACUGAGGGCAGAGAUUUCUGGUCUUCAUAGAAAAUAUCAGGAUUUCAGGAAGGUAAUAAAAUAUUCUAGUUGAUGAUUUUGCAAUAUGCAAGGUAUGCAAGCCAGCGAGAGCAGAUUUGGUAUCAGAGGAUAAUAAUACAAUAUUCAGAUUUGAAUUAUUUUUUAUUUGCCUCAAAGGCUAUUCUGAUGUGUGAUUUUCUUAUCCUUCAGGCACAAGAUGAUUAUAUUUCAGACCUUCUCAGUAAAUUCAAUGACCUUCAGCGAUAUGCUGUUUCAACAGAGGAGGUAAGUGUGGUAGUCUUUGUGGUGGACCCUCAGUGCAAGGGACAUUCUUGUGUCCUGGAAAAAGGCGUUUAAAGUAUCCCAUUCAACAUUUUUAUCAGAGCAUGACUGUGUCAUACAUCCCAGUAACUCCACACAAAUGAGCAAUGUAAAAUUGCCAUACUCAUUUACUGAAUCUUGAAUUUUGUUAUUAAUAUCACCCAAAAAAAAUCUUCCAGGACUUUGUACUAGGUACCAUAUAGACAUCUAUUUGAUUCCUUUUCUAAGAGGAAAGCAAUACUGUCAGAAAUAUUUGUCUCAGUUUUAUAGUUUGUAAUGAAUAAAAUUUUUAAGCAGAGGUUGUUACCAACAAUAAAACCAGUGGCAGAGAUUCCAACCCUCCCGAUUUGAUCGGGAGUCUCCCGAUUUGAUGUCUUGCCUCCCGCUCUCCCGAUUUUUACCAAAUUCUCCCGAUUUAUCGUAAAAUUCUGAAAACUAGGGGAAAAUUGCUAAUCUUUAGAAUUUUUGGUGAUCUGUCACUGUGAAACACCCAUAUUAUACUUACUUUCUUCGCGAAGAGCAUUAUGGUAUGUUAUAACUCAGGCCGGAAUGAUGUCAAAAUUCAGGAAAUGGCACUUGAGAGAACCUAAAUUUGCAAAAUUUCCCAGCCCCCUGACCCCCCUAGAAGCUCGCGCCUUUGGCACUAAUAAUUACUCCCUAUUUUCCAUCACAUGGGGUUGGAAUCUCUGCAGUGGGCACAUCAAAAUUAUGUGAAUAAAAUGCCAUGAUUACUGUUUUGUGUACAACUGCACAUGCUCAAUGUGAUUAACUCAAUGUGCUGUUGUUUUUAGAAAUAUUUCUUCUCUCUUGUUAUUGGUGUUAAACUCAACAUGGGUGUAUGCGGAUUAAGAGUGGACCAUAUAAAUCACCUCAAACCAUCGGUGAGCUUAGUAGAUUCUUCAAUAUUCAAUACCUAAAACUGAUGUUGUUAAACCUUUCACCCCCAAGAUCUAAUAAGUAAUUCGCCUUACUAUCUGCCAUACCAUUCUUAUGAUGUUAGUUUGGAGAAUUUGGUAUCACAUCAACUAAUAAUCCCAUAAUUGAUAUUCUUCUCUAUUCUCAUCACCUGCCUGCUUGAUAUUGUAUUGAUAUUGUAAGGAGAAAUUCUGUCUUGGUCACUUGUGGGAGUGAAAGGGUUAAGCACUUCUCAAUGACAUUACUCUAUAUAGACUGGAAUAAUUGUACUUUAGGAUAAUUGACCCAGUGAUUAUAGAGAUGGGUGCGCUUUGAUUACUAAAGGAUUGUGUCAUAUCUCACCAUAAUCACAGGAGUGCUAAAUUUCAAAAUUGUUGCCUCAUGUUUUUUUGAUGUUUUUGAGGAAGUGAUAGAUGUUUGAGGAAGUGAUAGAUGUGAUAGAAAAAACUUAAUUUGCAAAGAGGACAAAAGAUGGUCAGAGAUUGGCAGUCAGAAUUUUUUCUGAUUAAAUUAAAUUUGUUAAAACUGCUGGCUGAUCUUAAUACGAGUAAUCAACACAAUUGAAACAACAUAGGUGCAAUGCUCUCUUUAUUUACAGAAUUUACAACAGAAUUCCAAAGCACCUAAGUUACCUGAUACUAAAACAAUUAUUGACAUUACUUUAGAUAGACCAGUAUAAUUGUAAAUUAUAUAGAGAGCAAUUUUCAAUCGAGAGUCACUUUACUUGGUGAUUUGUUCAGUCAUGGCUUGGUCACUUGUGUUUUCCUGGGAUUUAGGCAUUUGGGGUUUUUUUUUUUUUUUUUUCUUACUUUGAGUUCUCAUUGGCUUUCAAAGGUAUUUUCCUUUCUUCUAGUCUUUGUGAUUACUUUGGUUUCGAGUUUUAUGACACUCAUCAAAAAGUGCCAUAGAUAGAAUAAUGAUUAUGAUUACUAGAAUAGUAAGAAUAAGGAUUGCAACAUGUAAUGUAGAACUAUUGCUGGAAGAAUUCUACAGUAAACAUUCAAACCCACAGUUGUUGGAUACAGCUUGCCUUUAAUUGGUUAUUAUCCUGUGGCUCUGUUUAGCCUGUACAAGAAUUUGUCACUGUCGUUAUCAUCAUUAGUGUGGUUGUUAUCAUUAUCAUCACCAUCAUCAUAAUUAAUAAUUCUUCUCAUUACACUACCUGGCACAGAACACUGGUCAGCUUCUGUAAUCACAUUUAAUUAUGAUACAGCAAAACUUACAUGAAGUAAAUCUUCAGUUACUGUGUCUAAAUCUUAUGCAGUAUGUGAGCACUGCAAUGCUAAGUGUAGAGUGCUAAAUAAUUAAACAUUGUGACCCAAAGAGUGGUGUAAAAUGAAAUAUCUAACUAGUAUAUUAUUUUUGCAGACACUUUUUGAUCAAGUACGUAAUCACGGCUACUCCAUAGAACAUUGGCCAAGUUGGUUGUCUCGCACACUGUCAAAUGCCUCAUCAACACUUGAUCCUGAGGAUGAAGAUUAAUUUUGCUUCUUAGCUCUUUCACUCCAAAGAUCUAAUUAGUAUUUCUGUCUCACAACCUUUUGUUAUUACAUGGCAGAAUUUAGUAUUGGAUCAACUUAAAGUUCCCCAAGUUAUUUUCUGCUUUAUUCUCAUCACUUUUCUACUUGAUAUUGUACUGAUAUUGUAAGGAGAAGUUCUCUCUUUGUCACUCAUGGGAGUUGAAGGGUUAAAAUCAGAGUCUGUAUGAUUGUUUUGGUUUAUGUGUGCGUGUUUUUAAUCUUCUGUCCCUCAGGUAAAACACAAUGUAAAUUCUGCCAGCAAAAUCUUGUUUUUUCAUUGUUUAAGUUUGAAAAUUAUUUGCAUUAUUGAGUUUUGUUUUGAUCGUUUCUCUCAUGAGCGUGUUAUACCCUCAACUCCCAUGAUCUGAUUAGUUAUUCUCCAUUCUAACUGCCUUACAUUCACUUGUAAAUUAAUCAAGAGAAGGUGGUGUUGCAUCAGGAAAACUUCCUUUGGGUGAUAAGUUUCUUUCUUUUCAACACCUUCAUGUCUGAUAAUACACUGAUAUUAUCAUUUCAAGGGCAGAUUGCUUCCUCUUAAGAAUAAUUUCAUUUUUUUUCACUGGUAUAAUCUCUCUUCCUUUUUUUCUAAUCCUUUUCGGAAAAAUCCCACCAAUCUUUUUUUUUCUCUUGUUCAUAAUUUCAAUAUUUUAAUACAUAAAUAAUUUAAUUUCAAGGAGAACUGAGUGAGUCAUAUCAGUAUUGGUAAUUAUGUCAGAUCAAUCCUUGAGAAAAAAAUUGAAUUAUUUAUCAUAGCAACAUGGAUUGAUAUAGGUGUCAUAUUUUCCCAAUAAAUUCCAUAUCAAUCCUCAGGCCUUGAAUAUUAUCAUAUUAAAUAAACAACUGGAUAUCAGUACAACUUAGAAUUAUCAAAUAAGAUGAACAUAUCAAACUUAUAGACUAAAGCAAUAUGUAUAGAAGUUAGACAAAUUAUUGCUUUAUUUUUAUUAGCUGUAUUAAGUGCCUUUUUAUCCUGUUACAGCCAUGGAUGUGAAUGUGUAGCAUUUCAAAGAUUAUCAACAUAGGUCUCAUUUAUUUGUUACAAAUUUUAGGUAGGGGUGUUUUGAUUGUAAGAUAGUUUUUUUUUUUAUAAUUGCCUUUCAGAUAGCCAAUUAGGUGUGUGAUGUGAUGUGAAUGUGCUCAGGUUUUUUGGAGGAAAGGUAGAGAAAUAUUGAAUUUGUUGAGGCUAAUUCCUUGAAAACAGAGCUAGAAAAAUAUGUGCUGCUUCCAUGCUCUUAGGCCUCACUUGUUUUUGUUCUUUGGGUGCCUAAUACACUUAUACUCAUCAACUUUGAUAGAGUCUGAUGUAAGGGAUUUCUCAUGGAGGAACAAAUCAUAUUGUAUGACCAACAAGGAUUUCCUUAGAUAAUUUAAAAAUGCUGGCAUCACUAAGAUGUCAGACACAACCUCCUCUUCUGGGCUCUCCCUUCUAAAAAUAAUGAUCUCUAUCAGAUAAAGUAUGAUCAUUUAAAAAUUAACCCUCUCCUUUUCUUGGAUUGGUAGAAGUUUGUCAAUUUAAUAGACAUUUAGAAAAUGGGACAGACUAAGCUCUUGAUGUAAGCAUAAGUUUUUUGGUACAUGCAAACAGUUUCUUGGCAGAUGUCACAAGGUGUCACCUCUUGCUGGCACAAGGUCAAGGUUUUCAAUCUGUUAAAAUGCACAUGAGACAAGUUAUCCAAAUUUGUUAUAUGUUUGCAUUAAACGUUCCAUAUUCUGUUUGACACUAGCUGAGCUAGCAUUUCUGAGAAACUUGUCAAAAUAAAGAGUUAUUAUUUUGAUGUCUUCUUUUCCUAUGAAGUUAUGAAAUUAUAAUGGGC